GAUUGCAGGGAAAACACCUCGAGAUCCCCAAAAAAUUCUAAAACGAAUGCACGAAAAACGAAUGAGGGAAAUCGAAGACAAAAGGGCACAUAAGCAAUUAUUAAACCAAGUCCAUGAGGAAUUGUUGAAAAUCUUCAAUGCUAAACGAAAAGAACAAGAAAAGAGAGACCCACAGAAAAUAUUGAAAUACAGACAUAAGAUACUUAUGAAGAAUAUAGAGACGAAACAACAUACUAAUUCACUGAUCCCGGGUGCACACAGACACAUACUGGAAAGGAUUGAGGCAAAGAAAAUCCACACAGGUCUGCUGAAAAAUGUCCACAUUGAACUAAUGAAUUUGGUGAAAAUGGAAGAAAAGACAACAGAAAAGAGAACAGUUUCAAGUACAUUAAAGGUUUUGGCAGACACAGGAAGACAAUUAAUUGACAGGAUUUUGAAGUGUUUCCAAUGGUUUUAAAUCAAACAAAAGUGUUGCACCCAUGGACGAUUUUUUUUUCAUUGAACUUAAUACUUUUUUAGAUUAAACGUAAUUAACCUUU
Molecule: messenger RNA, 539 nt
Organism: Saccostrea cuccullata (small rock oyster)
Lineage: Eukaryota; Metazoa; Mollusca; Bivalvia; Ostreida; Ostreidae
Exons: 7
Coding region: 47-457 (136 amino acids)
Source: RefSeq, a predicted model, not a curated record